CUAAGGUUCGAAUUUGUUAGCCUGUCCUUUUUUGCUUUCACAACAAGCAUUGUGUUAGUCACUGGUCAUUUAAUAAAAUAUUGAACAAGUCAAUGGUUUCUUCCUUCUGUUUAUCUUUUGUUCAAAUCUCUUAGACUUCAAAGGGAGGAUCCAACAGAAGUACAAAAUUCCUAUUUGUCUAAAUCUUCCAUUAGACAAGCUCAAUCGGGGAUAUGGAGGAUCAGACAGAAGUACGAAAUUCCGAUUUUUCUACUUCCAUGUAUAGCAACUUAAAACAAGAUGAAGUAGCUAUAGUCAUGGUUCCAUUUCCAGGACAAGGUCAUCUCAAUCAACUUCUUCAACUUGCCUGUUUAAUUUCAUCAUCAUAUGAUCUUCCUGUCUAUUAUGUUGGCACAGCUACUCUUAACCGUCAAGCCCGGGUUCGAGCCAACAGCCUAAAUCCUUCAGACAUAGGCAAAAUCCAUUUCCAUGACAUCCCAACUCCUGAAUUUGCCUCACCUCCACCUGACUUUAAUGCCUUGAGUAAAUUCCCAUCACAUCUUGAGCCAUCAUGGGAGGCUUGUAUGCUUCUUCGCGAGCCCAUUGCUUCCUUCUUAUUUGAUAUUUCCUCAAAGUCAAGACGAGAAAUUGUUAUUCAUGAUUCUUUAAUGUCCUACAACGUUCAGGAUGUUUCUUCCUUGCCCAACGCUGAAUCCUAUAUAUUUAAUUGCAUUUCAGUGUUCACUUUCUACUGUUUGAUAUGCUUAUCCAUUGGAAUGACUGUUCCACUCGAAGAGGAGUUGCUUAAAAAGUUACCUUCCCUUGAAGGAAUUAUGACAGAUAAAAUAAGAGAUCGUGGAGCUUCUCAGAGUCCAUAUUUGGAUAUUAAAUCAGGUGAUAUUCAUAAUACAAGCAAAGUAAUUGAAGGCAAGUUUCUUGAUUUGUUGGCACAAGUAGCAAGUGACCAGAACAAGAAACAGUGGGCAAUUGGACCAGUUUUGCCUACUAAACUAGAUCGUAUCUUGAAUAGGGAGAAUAUAUGUUUGGAUUGGCUUAACAAUCAACCUUCAAGAUCAGUUCUUUAUAUAUCUUUUGGAACAACUACCUCAUUUUCCGAUAGGGAAAUCAAGGAGCUCGCGAUGGGAUUAGAGCAGAGCAAACAGAGGUUCAUAUGGGUGUUGAGAGAUGCCGAUAGAGGAGAUAUCUUUACCGGGGAAGCUAGAAAAAUUGAGCUGCCUGAAGGGUUUGAGGAAAGAGUAAAAGGGGUUGGGUUAGUGGUAAGAGAAUGGGCACCACAACCAGAAAUCUUGGCUCAUUCGUCCACAGGCGGGUUCAUGAGUCAUUGUGGUUGGAAUUCUUGUUUAGAGAGCAUUACUAUGGGGGUGCCUAUAGCUGCUUGGCCUAUGCACUCUGAUCAACCAAUGACUGGUUUCAUGGUGACGGAAAUAUUGAAAAUAGGUCUGCUUGUUAGAGAGUGGGAGAAACGAGAGGAGCUGGUGAGUGCAUCAACAAUUGAGAAUGUCGUGAGGAAGCUGAUGGCAUCAGAAGAAGGUGACAUGAUUCGAAAAAGAUCUGAAGAAUUGGGCGAAGCUGUAAGGCAGUCAACAGAGGAAGGGGGAGCUUCUCGAAUGGAAUUGGAUUCAUUCAUCAAGCAUAUCACAAGAUAGAACAUUUGGAGGGACAUUCCAUCAAUUAAAGACUGUUUUCCUUCAGAUGUUGUGAACUUCUCAAUUCAUCCAGAGUGAUUGAAAGUUUGUACCUUGACUUAAUGGCUAAAGAAUUUGAGGACACAAAACUAUGGGCUAAAUCACAAAUGGGCGAAACAUGCAUUGAAGUUUGAACAUGCUCAUUCCUAAAACAUAAAUGUUACAACUAAUAAGAACAUAAACAUACAACAAAAAGUUCAGCAUUUGGAAGGUAGCAUCAGAUUGUCUCUCAAAUAAGAUUCAAUUCCUUGCAUAUAUGCAAGAUAAAAACGUAGAAGUCAUCAUCUUAAUCUGAGGGAGGUAAAAUUAAAUAAAGACAGUAAUUAAUAAUGUGAAGAAUCAAAGAAUUUUCUGGAGAGAUGUAAAUCUACUGUGAUUGCUAUGCUAUGGAUGUAGACCUUAAGGCAAUUAUUUCCCACAUCAGCUUGUUCGUGUUCAAAAUAUUUCUUGCAGAAUCCCCAGCAGCAGUGCAGCAAUUAUGUAACUCAAUUGACUCCAAAGUACAAAUUUCCCCAAAAUCUGUGGGAAUUUCCUUCAGGUGGUUGCAUUUCUUCAGAACAAGGCGUUUUAGAUUUGGGAAGUUGUCACAUGUAGCUUCCCAACAUUCAAAAUAUAGCUCGCUAAACAGCAACAACUUCAAGCAUCCGAACUUGUCUUCAUCACUCAAUCUCCAUACUUCACCACUAACUGCAAACUUUUUAUUUGAGCUCUUCAAGAUUUGGCAACGUGACAAGACUUGAUAGGUCUUCCCAAGGAAAAUGAUAAUUGCCAGCUAAAGUCAACCUCCUGAGAGAUGUUGGGAAAACAAAACUCUUGAUGGAGAUUAUUGGCCAAGACCAAGAAGUAUAUCUGGCACACUUCAAUACUUGGAGUUUUGUCAAGCUGGACAUAUCAAAGACGAUAUUGGCCUUACGCUCAGUUCUUGAGUAAGCUGUUAGAUGGGCGAUCAAUCUUUUUAGAUUGGGAAUGCUAGAGAAGACUUCAUGUGUACAAUUAGUGAAACAUAGACAGGAAAGUUCCUCUAGAUUUUGCAUACUUUCUCUUCUAGGACUGGGUAAACAACUAGCUCUCCCCAUAUGUAUAUGCCUAAGUUUUUCAUCAUCCAUAUCUUCCCUGGUAAAGUUUUAUCUGAAAAA
This is a messenger RNA of Capsicum annuum, 2821 nucleotides long. RefSeq names its product zeatin O-xylosyltransferase. NCBI's taxonomy places the organism in Eukaryota, Viridiplantae, Streptophyta, Magnoliopsida, Solanales, Solanaceae. The record is from RefSeq and is a predicted model, not a curated record. The transcript is spliced from 2 exons. Gene Ontology annotation, molecular function: UDP-glycosyltransferase activity. The coding region runs from base 213 to 1646 and encodes 477 amino acids.